AUGUCCUGGUUCUUGCCAGUUCCACCGUUCCGAUCCAGAGGCGGUCACUUUUCUGCACAUGAGCUAGGCAACCAACAGCACUCCGCACGACACAACAGCGCUUCCAGAGUUAUUGAAGCCUACAAAAAGGAACCCAGGGGUCAGCAGACUGCACAGUUUCCAAGCCAAGCCUUCGUUCCCCGACCGGCAUGGCCUCGGAGGCACGAAAACGCAUCCCGGCGUUGGUUCUUGUGGUUGGAACGACUUUGCCAGGAAACCCUCACCUCUGAAGACUCUGGUUUCCGGACAGCUGAAGAGACGGAGGAGGAAUGGGCAACAGAAGCUCAGAGGCUCAUCCAAAGAUACCGACGAGCCCAUGACUUCGAGGCCACCCGAGAUUCCCAGAAGUCCUGUCGCUUGAAGCGCCCCUUUGAAACUUUGGAGACGGCUUUUCAGGUGACCUGUCAGGUGAUGAUUGCCUUGCUCUCCCCGAGGGUUCACCCUUGGAUGAGAAGAUUGUCAGCUUGCCUUCGCAGCUAUCCAGAGGUGCUGCCUUCUCCAGCCUUCUCCGUCUUGGUCUCUGGUUUUCAUGCGAAGCUGGUCUUGGAUGUCUGA
This is a messenger RNA of Symbiodinium sp. CCMP2592, 594 nucleotides long. The record is from the annotation of a GenBank genome assembly. NCBI's taxonomy places the organism in Eukaryota, Dinophyceae, Suessiales, Symbiodiniaceae.